This is a messenger RNA of Oldenlandia corymbosa var. corymbosa, 2162 nucleotides long. Lineage: Eukaryota; Viridiplantae; Streptophyta; Magnoliopsida; Gentianales; Rubiaceae. The record is from the annotation of a GenBank genome assembly.
GGGGUUUAAAACAUCACAUUACUAACUUUUUUUCCCCCUACUAUUGAUGCUAUUUCAAUAGAAGUUGCCAAAGUGAUGAUUAGGCACAUAAUCCACCAUUCUCUAUACCUUAAAACCAUAUUAAUUACCAGAAGAUUAAAUAGGGUUAGUUAAUGUGUGCAUGUUUCCUGUAGUGACCAUAGUUCUUUAACUUUGUUCAUAGCUAAUUUGUUGUUAUUUUGACAAGAAACGACAUGAAGGUGGCUCGUAGAUCGGCGGCGAUGACGACGACAACGGUGGCGGUUGCUUUGCUUGUUUUAUUGGUAGGCGACUUUACUAAUGGCGAAGAUGCUUACAGGUUUUAUACAUGGCGUAUUUCAUAUGGCGAUAUUUAUCCACUGGGACUCAAGCAACAGGGCAUAUUGAUAAAUGGGAAGUUUCCGGGACCUGUAAUUGAGACUGUGACCAACGAGAAUUUGAUCAUCAAUGUAAUUAACAAUUUGGAUGAACCAUUUCUUAUUACUUGGAAUGGGAUAGAGCAAAGGAGGAAUUCAUGGCAAGAUGGAGUAUGGGGAACAAAUUGUCCAAUUCCACCUGGGAGGAACUUCACUUAUGCUCUGCAAGUUAAGGAUCAGAUUGGUAGCUAUUACUACUUUCCCUCCCUGGCUUUCCAUAAGGCUGCCGGAGGCUAUGGCGGCAUCAAUAUCGCUAGCCGUUCCGUCAUUCCUGUUCCUUUUCCUCCACCUGCCGGAGACUACACUAUUCUUGUCGGAGACUGGUUCAAACAGAGCCACAAGGAUCUAAAAGCCAUUUUGGACAGUGGCCAUAAUCUUCCAUUUCCAGAUGGACUUCUGAUCAAUGGACGUGGCACAAAUGGUUACAUUUUCACAGUAGAGCAUGGAUUGACUUACAGGUUCAGGAUAUCAAACGUGGGAAUGACAACUUCGAUUAAUUUCAGAAUCCAGGGCCAUAAAAUGCUGCUAGUUGAGGUUGAAGGGAGCCAUACAUUACAAAACACGUACGACUCGAUCGAUGUGCACUUGGGUCAAUCUUACUCUGUGUUAGUAAAAGCUGAUCAAUCUCCACAAGAUUACUACGUUGUCGCCACAACCCGAUUUACGACACAAGUUCUCAGGGCUACUUCGGUUCUUCGAUACAGCAAUUCCUUGAAAAGUGUUUCUGGUCCUCCUCCUGUUGGACCGACAACAGAAACUGAUUGGUCACUUAAUCAGGCCAGAUCACUGAGGCGAAACUUGACGGCCAGCGGACCAAGGCCGAAUCCACAGGGUUCAUAUCACUAUGGAUUGAUCAAAACAACACGGACGAUAAUACUAGCAAACUCUGCCCCGAUUAUCGACGGAAAACAGAGAUACGCUGUUAACGGUGUCUCCUUCAUUCCAGCAGAAACACCCCUUAAACUGGCGGAUUACUUCAACAUUCCAGGGAUUUUCAGUCUUGGCAGUAUUCCUUAUAGUCCUAAUGAUGCCGCUCAUCCUCAUCUCCAGACUGCCGUGAUGGCGGCUGAAUAUCGCGGUUUUGCUGAGAUUGUUUUCGUGAAUUCUGAAGAUACACUUCAGUCAUGGCAUAUUGAUGGACACCAUUUCUUUGUUGUCGGGAUGGAUAAAGGGCAAUGGAAUGCUGCAAGCAGAUUUUCUUACAACCUCCGUGACACGAUAUCACGUUCUUCUGUUCAGGUAUAUCCGAAGUCGUGGACCGCAGUUUACAUGCCUCUGGACAAUGCCGGGAUGUGGAAUGUAAGGUCUGAAGAUUGGGUACGUCAAUAUUUGGGACAACAAUUCUACCUUCGAAUAGUUCCACCUGGGAAUUCGAUGAGAGAUGAAAAUCCAAUCCCUAGCAAUGUUCUUCUUUGUGGUGGAGCGUUAGGCCAUAGAAAACACCAUGUAUAAGUUUUAAGGGUAGGAAUGAAUCACUGUCCAAUUCCAGCUGAUUUUUUUUUUUUUUUUUUUUUGAGGUUUUUCCUUUUAGUUGCAAUUUUUAUAUUGUCACGUGGAAAAACUUUCAACCACAGGCAUUUUUUUUUCUCUUGUUGAUUGUUAUUGAUGAAGAUCAAUUGAAAACGGAGAAUUCGAAUAGUGAUAGAAAAAGUAGUUCUCCAUUGACAGUUGACAUUUGCUAUUAUUGUCCCAUGACAGUUCCCAUUCCGUAAGUUGACUGAAAGAAUG